This is a messenger RNA of Drosophila nasuta, 854 nucleotides long. Its product is annotated as peroxiredoxin-6-like. Gene Ontology annotation, molecular function: peroxiredoxin activity. Lineage: Eukaryota; Metazoa; Arthropoda; Insecta; Diptera; Drosophilidae. The coding region runs from base 111 to 773 and encodes 220 amino acids. The transcript has 4 exons. Gene Ontology annotation, biological process: cellular oxidant detoxification; cell redox homeostasis. Gene Ontology annotation, cellular component: mitochondrion; cytosol. The record is from RefSeq and is a predicted model, not a curated record.
GUAUUUGCACACAGUGAGCAAGAGUGCUUUGAGCAAGCUAAGUCAGCGAGCGAAAUUCAGAAGAAUUUGUAUUAAAAGUGAAAAAGUUAUAAAAGUGUAAAUUAAGCAAGAUGCGUCUAGGCCAGACUGUUCCCAACUUCAAAGCUGAGACCACAAAGGGUCCCAUAAGCUUCCACGAAUGGCAGGGCAACGAAUGGGUUGUGCUGUUCUCGCACCCCGCCGAUUUCACACCCGUUUGCACCACGGAACUGGGCCGCAUUGCUGUCCACCAGCCGGAGUUUGCCAAGCGCAAUGCCAAGUGCCUGGCGCACUCGGUGGAUGCCCUAGACUCGCAUGUCGACUGGGUCAACGACAUUAAGUCUUACUGCUUGGACAUUCCCGGGGAUUUUCCAUAUCCAAUCAUUGCCGAUCCCACUCGCGAUUUGGCUGUGUCUUUGGGCAUGCUGGAUGAAGAUCAGAAGAAGGAUCCCGAAGUGGCCAAGACCAUUCGUGCUCUCUUCAUUAUUAGCCCCGAUCACAAGGUUCGCCUUUCUAUGUUCUACCCGAUGUCAACUGGUCGCAAUGUUGAUGAAAUCUUGCGUACCAUCGAUUCCCUGCAGUUGACAGAUCGCCUCAAGGUGGUGGCUACACCCGCCAACUGGACUCCUGGUACCAAGGUCAUGAUUCUGCCAUCGGUUACUGAUGAGGAGGCCAACAAACUCUUCCCCAAGGGCUUCGAUAAGGUAUCCAUGCCAUCGGGAGUCAACUACGUGCGCACUACAGAGAACUAUUAGGCUGAUAAUCUAUACUAUAUAUAAUAUUAAUAUUUAUGCUGUUUGAUACGGUUUCCUAAAUUGAAUAAAUUAUAAACAUUA